ACGCCUCACUGUUACAAAAAUCUGUGUAUUUCAAUGGGCUAAAGAUAAAGAUAGCACUUGUACAGUGCACACAUCCACUUGCACGGGUCCUGGGCUCCUGUUCAGGCUGCUUUGCAUGCACGAAAUUGUCUUCAGAGAAUAACACCGAGCAAGAGUAUUUCCCUUUGGAAUAUAUGUUUCUACUUGCUGCGCGGAUUCCUAAAAGCUGACAUCUUAGGUAACUCACUGCCUUGUUUCACCUAAAUUACAAAUUUAUGCACUGUGGCAGAACCUAUAUUUAACGACAGAAAGACUGACACAGUCAUAUUUACAUUCUAUGAACUGCUGAAGACUGACACUUUUUUUUAUAUUAAUGUUCAUAUAAGGUUGUGUUGACUUUGCUAGUUCUCGAUACAGUCGCAUUUUCAGUAUAAAUUGGGGAAUUGGACCCCGUAUGCUUGUGUGCACCUUGCGUUUGGAAUCAAUCAUCGCUGACACAUGACUGCAGAAAGGCAACAUUCUUUUUCCAAGGCACCGUCCGACCGAUCCAGACAUCACCAGACCAUUGCGAACAGCAACGAUAAUAUGCCUAUUGUAAAAGUGGAGAGAGACACCUUGUCCGAUGUCUCAAUUACCACGCCACACACUGACACCGAAGAUCUUCCAAAGGGUCGGAGAAGAAAAAGACCACUCCAGAGGGGCAAACCCCCAUACAGCUACAUUGCCCUCAUUUCCAUGGCGAUUGCCAACUCCCAAGAAAGGAAACUAACUUUGGGGGGCAUCUACAGGUUUAUAAUGGAAAAGUUUCCCUUUUACAGGGAUAACUCCAAAAAGUGGCAGAAUUCAAUUCGACACAACCUCACCCUAAACGACUGCUUCAUUAAAAUACCCCGGGAACCCGGGCGCCCUGGGAAGGGCAACUACUGGGCCCUAGACCCCAAUGCUGAAGAUAUGUUCGACAGCGGCAGCUUUCUGAGACGAAGGAAGAGGUUUAAACGCUGUGACCUUAGCACCUAUUCAGCCUAUGUCCACGAAUCGCCUGUCUUUGCACCCAUGCAAAUGUCCAGAUCCGGCUAUGCCAAUUCAAUGUACCCGAGCGUGACUGUGAACCCCUCUUACAGCCAACAGAUUGCACCUCACUCAUCGGUUUACUACCCGACGUCUUCCCCUAGCUUCAGCUCCAGCCAGGCUAGAGUGUUUAGCAUCAAUACCAUCAUAGGACAUCACGGCGGUCUAACCUCUGGGGCAGACUUAAUCCAACAACCCAACAGGAGCUUCAGUCCCGACCUGGCAUCAGCUGGCAACUCGUGUAACCUUGGAGGAGUCGGCUACCAAGCCCAGUCUUGUGGAGGGUCAGUGCUUUCUAGGUCCAACCCAAUGUCCUACUCGUACUCUGUGCCAAAUGGGCACCUGUCUAUGAACCAAAGUUCAUACUCCCAGGGGAACAGUCAGAUUUAUGGAACAUCUGGCCGUCUGGGAAUGCCCAGUUCCCCUUCAAUGACAAAUGACACUAUGGACAUCUAUGGAAGGAUGUCCCCUGGUCAGUACACAACGUUAGCACAAUAUAAUAGUAGCAGCCAAAUCCCGAGCACGAAUGCGUAUCUUAGGCACGCACCGUACUCCGGCAAUAUGGAAAGGUUUGUGUCUGCAAUUUAAGACGUCUUUUUGGACUAUUUAAUUAUUUAAUAUUUGGAGAGUUUGUUUUGUUUUGUCCUUUUUUUCCCAGAUGGCUUGGUUACCUACCAAAAUUGAUUAACUUACUUAAAAUGUCUUUACAUUAUAUUUUGAAUUGAGCUCUUUAACAGUUAGUUGUACAGUGUGUUUCUGAAUUCAUUCAUACAGGGUUCCUUUGUACGUUCUAUAGAGCACAAUCAGACCAAACGCUGAUCAUUAUUAAGGGGUUCAAAUCAUUCACAUUUGGAAAUCCCUUCAGUAUAUAACUAGUGAACACCUAGUGGUUGUAUUUGCAACCUUUUUAAAAAUGUCUAUUCAGCCUGAAACAUAUAGAGUAUAUACUCUUGCCUUAUCUAUAUUGUUAACUAGCACAUGACUUUCCAAGGAAAACCAAUACCGACAACACUGAAAUAUAUCAAGUAUAUUAAAAACCAUACCGACAACACUGAACUAUAGAGAGUAUGUUAAAAGCCAUACCGACAAUACUGAAAU
Molecule: messenger RNA, 2145 nt
Organism: Acipenser ruthenus (sterlet)
Lineage: Eukaryota; Metazoa; Chordata; Actinopteri; Acipenseriformes; Acipenseridae
Product: forkhead box protein E1
Exons: 1
Coding region: 478-1635 (385 amino acids)
Biological process (GO): regulation of transcription by RNA polymerase II; cell differentiation; anatomical structure morphogenesis
Molecular function (GO): RNA polymerase II cis-regulatory region sequence-specific DNA binding; DNA-binding transcription factor activity, RNA polymerase II-specific
Source: RefSeq, a predicted model, not a curated record